UCUAAAGUGAAGUUGCCGCCGCGCCGAUAAGCAUCCAAAUUUCCAUCAUUUUUUAGUAGUUUAACCCACUUUAACGUAUAGCUACAAGUUAACAAGGAGUCUUAAAAUCUAGAAGUCAUGCCACUCACAAACAAGACUAAGGUGAUGCUGGCAGUGGCAUUCUCUGUCACUGUCACCGGUUUGAUGGUCACGGCCAGUCUGCUUAGAAGACGCAAACGUCGUAAGCAACCCAGGACCAUGGUCAGACCUAUAACUAAUGUUUUUUCUAAUGCAGAUACAGCUAGCAGCAACCAGCAGCCUCGUCCCUACUCUCGUCAGUUGACCAGUUCCCCCAAGGCGGCCCCCAGACAGAAAGUGCCACCAAUGAGGCCACAGUCCAUCUCGAGUGCCCGGGCGAGUAAAGCCAGCUCCAUCAGCUCUCUGUCGAGCGUUAGUACUCUGCGCAGCGGAGGGGCUGGUGGUGGUAGCGGAGCUCUGACGCCGAUCAACACGUCGGAUAUGAUGACGGUGGAAGGAAUGUUCAAUCUAGGUAAAGAGGCAUUUGAGAGGGCUAUCAGCUACUGGAGAACUGCUCUUCAUGUGCAACACCAAUCACAAACUGAAAUAGAUGGACAGAUACAGGAGCCAGUCGACUCCAAUUUCAUCAGUCAGCUCGAGAAGUUAGUAGAAGCUGUAGACAGCCUCCGUCCCGAGAUGGAUGAUACAGCUAACAGGUUAUCGGCUUCUAAUCUCGGUGACCUAUCCCUAGACAUCAGUCACGUUAGCAAUGCAUCAUGGGAUAGGGAUUUCUCUCGUAGUAUCAAGAGUGGUGACAGUGCCUCGGACUCAGACUCUUUUGUAUCGGCAGCAGAGCUUGGAGACCUUUCAUCACUCACCAGUGAGCUGAACUUCUUCUCUGGAGAUGAGAGCUCUCCAGAGCUGUAUAUCCGAGCUCUGAGGGUGGUCAAAGAGGGCGGUGUUCAAGCAAGAAGACUCAGAACUGAGGUUUUGCAGUGUUCCAGUGAUGAGGACUUCCUUGCUAAGCUACAUUGUAUUCGCCAAGCCACCAUAGUUCUGUUCCAAGAUAGCAGCGUCAAAGACUACUUUUCAGACGUCGGCCUGCAACUGACUGCUGAUCUUUUGUGGCACGCAAACUAUGACACUCAAGGAUUUAUCAAGGCUUACGAUGAGAUGAUGUCAUAUGUGAAAGACCAGAGCAGCUGGAAAGACAUUGAACAGGAGCUUAAUGGGAGGAAGGUGAAAUUCCUUUCGUUCUAUGACAUUGUGCUGGACUUCUUUCUUCUGGACGCCUUUGAUGACUUGGCCAACCCACCCUCGUCCAUUCUAACUGUCAUUCAAAACAGAUGGCUGUCAGAUGGAGUCAAGGAAACAGCUCUUGCUACAGCUGUUUGGUCCGUGCUAGCGGCAAAAAGAAGAAUGCUUCAGAAUCCUAACGGCUUCCUAGCUAAGAUGUACAGUAUAUCACAUAGCAUGACUCCAGCAUUAGCAUGGGGGUUCAUGGGUACUAACGAGGAGUUGAAGACACUCAUGAUCUGCUUCAAGGAACAAGUUACGCAAUUUUGCAGAGACAUCUUCUCGUUAAAACGGUGCAGAUACUCCUCUAUACCCGAGCUUUCAGAAGACAUCUAUUCCUUGGCCAGAGAGUAUGGCACCAUCAUCAAUCAAAAAUUGAACGCAAGCUGAGUAAGCUGAGUGUUUUGAGGAGCAAGGUAAUUCCGACGGAAAGCGAACAUCCUUGCGGUAAUCAAUAUGAUAAUUACCUGCCGAUGCAUUCAUUACUCACUUUGAGCUAUAUUGCCAAGUGCGGUGGAUUUCAGAGAGAGAAACAUCAGAGAUAAAUCCUUCGAGAUAUGGGUAUUGACAAGGGCAUGUAUAUUUGUGAUUGCAUCUUCAAGCUCCAAAAUACUUAAAAGCGGGACUGCACUACUUGUAGCUACUUGUGCACUCUACAUAGCCAACUAUGCCUAAUCCCCUUAAUCCCCCAUGGUCUCCUUUUUCUUAUGUUAAUUGAGAGCUGUUUUGAUGAGAUAACCACCUGCCAGUGACCACGCAGGGAGGUCUAAUCCCUCCUGGCCAAACUAGUGCAGACAGUCCGUAACAAUCUUUCCCUAACCAUCCCCUGUGAUGCUGCAACGCUAGUUUACUCGCUGUGGACCACGUUAAGUUAUUUUUUGUUGUUGCUGAAAAUGAGGUGUUAAUGUAUCGGUUAUGUAGUAGAGUUUAAACAUCACACCUAUAGUGGCCUGGACCCCAUCUUAUAAAGAGUUUAUAUUGAUCGCAACUUAUCAAUCGCAACUAUGUAAAUAAGAGAUAGGAGACUGCAAACUUGCGAUUAAUUGGAGGACUUGCGAUAAGACAGUGCCCCAGUGUUCCAUGACUGAUUUUUAAGGUUUGAAUUGAAAUUUCAAAACAUGAAAGCUGAAUCGAGCAUGUUUUCAAAAUGCUACUUAUCAAAAGGAAUACAUGUCUUAAUCCAAUUCAUGCAUUAUUAGCCUGAGAAAUUAUUUAAAUCCAAUAAUCAUAAUGAUAGUCAUUUAAAACAAAUUAUAUAACAAUUAUAAAAAAGAGCAGAAUACAUUAAACGAUAUCUCUCCAUUCCAAAAAAGAAUAUAUCCUAAAAUAUCUCAAGAAGUAAUGUGUCAUUCCUAUACAACAUACAUGGACAAUGUAUAUUCCUGUUAUUAACAAUAAACUGUCAAAAGAGUGAUACAAAACAUAAUACUUUGUAAUUUUGCACUCACUUGAAUAGAUUUAGAGACUCACUGUGGACAUAUAAUCACUGCCAUAAUGAUUAACUGUUUUCAUGCCACGUGUAAACUUGCCAUGUUUUAUUGUGCCAUAUUUGGUAGGUUAAUCUAGUAGCAAACUUUAGAGCUGUUUUUAUUCUUUCUAUUUGCUAAAAAAUAUGGAACACAAAAUUUUACAGUGCUCAUGCGGUAUAGGACUUACAUUUUUUCCCCAUUAUUCCUUUUUUGGAAAUCAUCCGUAAGUUUGA
Strongylocentrotus purpuratus (purple sea urchin) is the source of this 2995-nucleotide messenger RNA. RefSeq names its product mitoguardin 2. The record is from RefSeq and is a predicted model, not a curated record. Lineage: Eukaryota; Metazoa; Echinodermata; Echinoidea; Camarodonta; Strongylocentrotidae. The transcript has 12 exons. The coding region runs from base 118 to 1683 and encodes 521 amino acids. Gene Ontology annotation, biological process: mitochondrial fusion.